Messenger RNA from Phytophthora infestans T30-4, 3724 nucleotides. Its product is annotated as exportin-5-like protein. The record is from RefSeq and is a predicted model, not a curated record. The transcript has a single exon. Bases 1 to 3660 code for a protein of 1219 amino acids. Gene Ontology annotation, biological process: RNA export from nucleus; protein export from nucleus. Gene Ontology annotation, cellular component: cytoplasm; nucleus; RNA nuclear export complex. Gene Ontology annotation, molecular function: RNA binding; small GTPase binding; nuclear export signal receptor activity. NCBI's taxonomy places the organism in Eukaryota, Oomycota, Peronosporomycetes, Peronosporales, Peronosporaceae.
AUGGACCCGCACCUGUACCAGCGAGUUCUACUGGCCGUGCAGGCAAGUCACUCGCCUCUAGCGUCGGCGAGCGACCGCCAAGCUGCCUAUGCCUUCUGUGAGGAAUUUAAGAGCCGCGAAGACUGCGCACUGUACGCCGUAGCGCUGUAUCAGCGCCCCGGCGGCGCUGAUUCUCUAGAGCUCCAUACUCGCCAACACUUUGCGCUGCAUGUGCUGGAGCAUUACGUGCUGACCAGAUGGAGCGCCUUGCCGCUUGAAGAGCAGCAGAAGAUGCGCGUGGAGCUCGUAGCAUUGCUACUCAGAGAGAACCAGUCCGACGCCGCAGACGACCCUGUGUUCGUGAAGGAGAAGAAGGUCUCGCUAUUGGCUCAAAUAGCCAAGCGACAAUUCCCUCAACGCUGGCCAGACCUGCUACCCGAACUACUUAAAAUCUGGCAGACUGGCAGCAGUAGACAAGUGGAACUUGUGCUGCUAAUUCUACGGUCUUUAGCGGAGGAUUGCGUCAGUAGCUCGUUCAACACGUCGAUACCCCCAGCGAGGAGGAAGGAUAUUCUUCAAGGGCUAAAUGUGUGUCUGCCACAGCUGUUUCCCGUAGUGUACCAGGAACUGGAGAAGCAAUACGCAAUUUACAAGGCAGCAACUGCAACUCCAAUGCAGAAGAGCAGGAGUCAGAGACUCAUCCAUGCGGCGCUGGAUAUGCUUAAAGAAUUUCUCGAGUGGAUGCCGCUGGAGCGACCUGUGGACCCUGCAACAAAUUUUAUUAUCGUUGCCGUAUUGCUAUUGGAGGAAAAGGAGUUUAGAGUGGCAGGAGCGCAGUGCUUGGAAGUGUACAUGGCGAGAGGCUUUGGCAAGGAGAACCGAGCGAUUAUGCUGCAGAGCAUCAGUCAGAUUCUUGACAAGGUGAACACACUGGAUCUGACGACACUAGAGCCCGAUCUGGAGGCGAAUCUGCUGUUCCACAAGAAGGUAAACGACAUGUUGGUGACGUGGGGGACGUGUCAGCUGGACGUGCUGCUGUUGGACGGGCCUGGAGACCAGGAAAUGGCGCUGCUGCGGGUGAUUCUCCGCAACUUGUGCAAGUUAUUCGCUCAUCCGAGUUUGAUCGUGACGGAAGCGCAGAUUAUUCUGUGGCUCACGGUACUGAAGAACAAGACGAUCCUGAAGCAGGGAGAAGCUUUUCUAGCAGAAAUUCUGGACCAGCUGCGCCAAGUCUCGUUCGAUAAAUACUUCAAGCUUGGCUCGCCUGAGCGUGAGAACGCAGGACCUCAAGACAGCGCUUGUGACUGCAGCAAAGAAGAGUUCGACGACCACAGCGAGUACAUUGCUUACUACGGGAACUUCCGGGGACGUCUGUACGCUCUGAUUCGUGUGUUGGUGCAGCUGAACCCCGCGAUUGUGCUGCAAUCUUUGCACGACCGUCUGGUAUUCGUUCUAUCUCAGUAUGCUGCAGGAACAGACCACUUGAGCCCCGAUCGCGGGUUUUGUACUGACCUCAGUACUGCGUAUCUGUACCACGAAGGCAUUUCGUCUCUGAUCGACUGCAUCGUCAAGCAACUGCCCGCGAAUGCGAUGGGAAACCCCACGAACCGUCAGGCUUUACAGGCGAUUCUACAGGCCAUCCUAUCGUACAACACGCCCGACCCGCUGCUGAAGUUCCGUCAGCUGCUCGUAUUGGCGUCGUUCGCCAAGUAUUACGUUCUGGAUGGCAGCACCCUUACAGCUGUCUUUGAGAUGCUCUUCGCUAACAUCAACUUUGUGCUGUCGGGAGAGGACGUGCACGGGAAGAUGAGCAGCGGCACCAUCAACGUUCGGAGACGAGCGUUGGCGUCUCUUGUGUCCAUCUGCCAAGCGAUCCCCGCGCACAUUUUGCCAGUCUUGCCAGUGCUGUGCACGAAGGCUCAGGAGUUGUUUGCGGCGGAUCGUGUGACGGAUACGGAAGGUGUGAUGCUGUAUGAAAUGCUGGUGUUGGUGUCCAACUCGAUGGAGAACAGAGACGAGCGUGUGCAGUUCGUGCAGCAGAUUGUGCAGGACCCGCUGUCUAAGUGGACUUCUCCUGACAUGACGGCGCUCGUGAGCUCUUCGCAGAACAUUGUGACCGCUAUUGAAGCGGCUAGCAACGACGAAAAGUCGAAGAAACUACUCGGAAUGAUUAUUAAAACACUCACGACGUUGUACGGCAUUGCCAAGCGCGCUGGAGUGACUUUUUUACCGAAAACUACCGAGAAUUCGGGCGCAUUUGAAGGCGCGUGGCCUCACUUACUGCCGAACUUGUUGGCGCUUGUUCGCUCGCUCCACGGGCUCCAGGAUCCGGCAGUGAAAGCUGUGGUGCUGAAAACGUCCAGUGCCUGCUGGUUGCUGAGCGUCUCAGUGGAUGAAGUCGCUCAACUGCUGGGAGGGAAGAACCAGCUCGAAGAAGAAGAAGUGGCCAAGCUGCCGGUCGCCUCCAGGUGGUCCAAGUGGCACAAGAACGUGCGUGACAUUUCGUACCAUUUGAUGGGCGUGGCGGUGGGCCAAACGAGCUUCUACACGAACCCUCAAGUGGCUUCAGUACUGCGGAAUAGCAUGCUCAGCGACUUGGACUUGAUGGAGCAUCGCCACUUGAAAGGAGCGCUGGCUUACGUGUACUUGCCGUUCCUCAAGAACUGCCCCCGAGAGCUGUAUCCCUCUCUCCUUGACCCCGUUCUUUCGACGUUGUUUGGUCACUUCGCCCAGCGUUUAGCAGCCAUUCUCCAGCGCUCAACUAGUGGAGAUAAACCAGCGCAGACGCCGUGGAGCGCUCUGGUUGUUGGUAUCGAAGACGCAAAGCAGGAGAUUGCGCGCGAGAAAAUGGUCAUGGAGCUGACGCGUCAAGCUGUCGACUUUAUCGAGUACGCUAUCGAUCCGAAGACUGUGGUGGGCACCGACACAGACAACCCGAAACACGUGACGAGUCCGGAAGAUGCCUUCCUUCGGGACUAUAUUCUGACGCAGUCCGGGACGUUGCCGUUUGCUAUCGGCGCAGUUUUGGUGCAGGUGAUUUGCUGGAAAGACACGCUGAGUUGUCGCAAGGCGGUGGCUCUGGGUGACAAGCUGGUCAAUGUUCUGCACGCCGACACCAAGUACCACGCUCUUCUCGGUCGCGAUCUCUUCUCCGCUGCGCUGCAAGGAGUUCUACGCGAACAUGUUGGCCACGUCAAGGAAGACGGACUUAAGUGGGAGAUUAUCAACUUGGCUCGUAACAUUUACUGCAGACUGACGCUGGGGUUGAUCCCAGUGGAAGAGUGCAAAGGAAUCGAUCCGUGCAACCAGCCUCUUCGUCCGGCGUCGUCGCUGUGUUCUGCUCCACGUGAGAUUCUGCUUUCUCUUCCGGACGUUGCGCCUGGACAAGUGGAGGCGCUUGACACGCUGCUACGUGAGAAACACAGUAUCAAGACACAAAAGAACGCGUUCAGGGAGCUGUUGGAGAUGCCAAUACUGGCGAUUCGACGCGAACAAGCGCUUGCGUCGGGCUCAACGUCGCCGCUCGCAGGAAUUCUGGGCAGCACGAGCGCGUCGGCCAAGACAAUUGUCGACAUUCCGGAGAAACUGGUGAUCCCCAGUAGGGAGUUUGAGAACCAGAUCAAGUGGCAGCAAGCGCAGAACCCGAAUCUAGACACGCAGACUCUCUUCGGUGCCCAGUGAGGACGAAAUAGAAUUUAUACGAGCAGUUUCUAGUAAAUAAAAGCAGCUCACUCGAGAGUUUUCA